Messenger RNA from Helianthus annuus (common sunflower), 1741 nucleotides. Its product is annotated as 1-acylglycerol-3-phosphate O-acyltransferase. NCBI's taxonomy places the organism in Eukaryota, Viridiplantae, Streptophyta, Magnoliopsida, Asterales, Asteraceae. Bases 349 to 1566 code for a protein of 405 amino acids. The transcript is spliced from 8 exons. The record is from RefSeq and is a predicted model, not a curated record. Gene Ontology annotation, molecular function: A2-type glycerophospholipase activity.
AUACACACUAGGGAAAGAAAAGAAAUGAUAUUCUAAGCUUAAAUUUCAACGACUUGUAUAGUUCAUUCACAAACAAGAAGCCCUACAUACGUCACCCACCUUCCUACCUUGUAGAUGUAACGAAAAUGCAAGGUCACUACAUACGUCACCGUAUAAACCAUUCUUUUUUCACUCGGUUUAAACUUUAAGAAAGCCAUACUAAUCACCGCCAUCAAUCGUUUACCUUCUCUGUCGGCUAACGAUUCCAACCACCCAUACUUAAACCCUCCCUCACACCCAACCCAAUUCCCCCAUUUCCAAUCCUUCUUUACGUGUUUUCUCUCUUAACCCACUUACCAAAUUCGGUAUAUGCGCUAUACACGUCACCUUAAUCGCCCAAUUUCAACUUUCACUACAAACACCAUGGCAGAAGAAUUCAACUCCUCCGCGGCGGCGGCGACAACCGCCACAUCAAGAUCGAAAAAGUCGUUAUGGCCUUCUGUUCUCCGUUGGAUACCAAGCUCAACCGAUCACAUAAUUAACGCUGAAAAAAGACUUCUCUCUAUUGUCAAGACUCCAUAUACUCAAGAGCAUGUUAAUAUUGGCACUGGACCGCCCGGGUCGAAAGUCAGGUGGUUUCGGUCUGCUAGUAAUGAACCGAGAUAUAUUAACACGGUUACAUUCGAAAGUAAUAAGGACUCGCCCACGCUUGUAAUGGUACAUGGGUAUGCAGCUGCUCAGGGGUUUUUCUUUAGGAAUUUUGAUGCUCUUGCUAAACAUUUUAGGGUCAUUGCGAUCGAUCAACUUGGUUGGGGUGGAUCGAGCAGGCCCGACUUUACUUGCAAAAGUACUGAAGAAACCGAGGCUUGGUUCGUUGAUUCCCUAGAGGAAUGGCGAAAGGCCAAAAACCUUGACAAGUUUGUUCUGCUCGGGCAUUCUUUUGGAGGAUAUAUUGCAGCUAAAUACGCCUUAAAACAUCCUGAGCAUGUGGAACAUCUAAUUUUGGUGGGAUCUGCCGGAUUUACAUCAGAAACGGAUCAUAAAUCAGAAUGGCUUACCAAAUUCAGAGCAACAUGGAAAGGGGCCGUUAUGAACCACUUAUGGGAAUCGAAUUUUACGCCUAUGAAAGUUCUUAGGGGUUUAGGCCCGUGGGGUCCAAAUUUGGUACGCAAAUAUACAAGUGCUAGAUUUGGUGAAGGUGACAUGCUAAAUGAGGAAGAGGCAAAAUUACUUACAGAUUACAUAUACCACACUUUGGCUGCCAAGGCAAGUGGAGAGCUUUGUUUGAAAUACAUCUUUUCAUUUGGUGCAUUUGCCCGAAGCCCUCUAUUACAAAGAGCUUCAGAGUGGAAAGUGCCAACGACCUUUAUAUACGGCUUUCAAGAUUGGAUGAAUUAUCAAGGGGCGGUAGAUGCACGAAAAAACAUGCCUGUUCCCUGUGAAAUCAUAAGAGUCCCAAAGGCUGGUCAUUUUGUGUUUCUAGACAAUGCAAACGGAUUUCACUCUGCUGUACUAUACGCUUGUCGCAGGUCUCUUUCAUCAGAUCCUAAUAGUUAUUCUCUGUCGGAAGGUGUUAUUUCCAUUUAGUAUCAUUCAUUUAGAUUAUGUACAGGAUUUCAUUUACUUGAUCGAGUAAAAAUUAAAUAUGUUAUCAGAAUAUGUUUGUAAUUCGUGAGUCGAUUAAUAAGUGGGAUCACAAUCUAGCUCAUGUUUCAACUGUUUUAACUAAAUAGAUUAUAAUAUAUGGUGAAUUAUGGUAUAA